Molecule: messenger RNA, 450 nt
Organism: Dichomitus squalens LYAD-421 SS1
Lineage: Eukaryota; Fungi; Basidiomycota; Agaricomycetes; Polyporales; Polyporaceae
Product: 60S ribosomal protein L14
Exons: 4
Coding region: 1-450 (149 amino acids)
Biological process (GO): ribosomal large subunit biogenesis; translation
Cellular component (GO): ribosome; cytosolic large ribosomal subunit
Molecular function (GO): structural constituent of ribosome; RNA binding
Source: RefSeq, a predicted model, not a curated record
AUGCCGGCCCAACCAUCGAACUUCAAGCGAUUCGUCGAGGUCGGCCGAGCAUCCGCGACGCCAGUCGUCCUCCUCAAGUCCGGCCCUCAGGAGGGUCAAAUCGCCGUGAUUGCAGAGAUCAUAGAUCACACCCGAGCAUGCUGCUAUUGUCAGGCAAUCAUCGACGGGCCCACGACAGGCGUUCCCCGUCAGGCGUUCUCCUACCGCCACUUGACUCUCACCCCGUUCGUUCUAACCUCUCUCCCUCGCGGUGCCGGUACCGGCGCCAUUCGAAAGCAACUCGAGAAGGAAGGGACGGUCGAGAAGUGGCAGAAGUCGAGUUGGGCGCAGAAGCGGGAGGCGAUCGCGAAGCGGAGGUCGCUCAGCGACUUCGAACGUUUCGUAGUCUUAAUCGCGAAGAAGGCACGGAGAGAUCGGGUCCGCAAGUCCUUGGCGAAGGCAUCUGCAUGA